This is a messenger RNA of Onychostoma macrolepis, 1136 nucleotides long. Its product is annotated as antigen LPMC-61-like. The record is from RefSeq and is a predicted model, not a curated record. The transcript has a single exon. NCBI's taxonomy places the organism in Eukaryota, Metazoa, Chordata, Actinopteri, Cypriniformes, Cyprinidae. The annotation marks the transcript as partial.
CAAUGGCUGGAAGUUGGGGUUUGGGUCAGAUUUUGGCAGUUUGUGCUUUGUGUCAGAUUUUGGCAGUUUGUGCUUUGUGUCAUGCUGUUCCUCAGCGGAAUGAUCUGCCCCAGAACACUCAAGCUCUGAUGUUCCAGCAGACUGACCAGCAGUUUCAGAAGCCAGUUCAACAGCAAACUGACCAGUGGUUUCAGAAGCCAGUUCAACAGCAGACUGACCAGCGGUUUCAGAAGCUAGUUCAACAGCAAAUGCCAGUUCAAAAGCAAACUGACCAGUUGUUUCAGAAGCCAGUUCAACAGCAGACUGACCAGCGGUUUCAGAAGCUAGUUCAACAGCAAACGCCAGUUACACAGCAGACUGACCAGCGGUUUCAGAAGCUAGUUCAUCAGCAAACGCCAGUUCAACAGCAAACUGACCAGUGGUUUCAGAAGCCAGUUCAACAGCAGACUGACCAGCAGUUUCAGAAGCCAAUUCAACAGCAAACUGACCAGUGGUUUCAGAAGCCUGUUCAACAGCAAAUGCCAGUUCAACAGCAAACUGACCAGCGGUUUCAGAAGCCAGUUCAACAGCAGACUGACCAGCGGUUUCAGAAGCUAGUUCAACAGCAAACGCCAGUUCAACAGCAAACUGACCAGUGGUUUCAGAAGCCAGUUCAACAGCAGACUGACCAGUGGCUUCAGAAGCCAGUUCAACAGCAGACUGACCAGUGGCUUCAGAAGCCAGUUCAACAGCAGACUGACCAGUGGCUUCAGAAGCCAGUUCAACAGCAGACUGACCAGCAGUUUCAGAAACCAGUUCAACAGCAAACGCCAGUUCAACAGCAGACUGACCAGUGGUUUCAGAAGCCAGUUCAACAGCAAACGCCAGUUCAACAGCAAACGCCAGUUCAACAGCAGACUGACCAGUGGUUUCAGAAGCCAGUUCAACAGCAAACGCCAGUUCAACAGCAGACUGACCAGUGGUUUCAGAAGCCAGUUCAACAGCAAACGCCAGUUCAACAGCAGACUGACCAGUGGCUUCAGAAGCCAGUUCAACAGCAGACUGACCAGUGGUUUCAGAAGCCAGUUCAACAGGAGACUGACCAGCGGUUUCAGAAGCUAGUUCAACAGCAAAUGCCAGUUAAACAGCAAACUGAC